Lodderomyces pseudojiufengensis is the source of this 561-nucleotide messenger RNA. It is a transcript of the gene CPR3, whose product is annotated as peptidylprolyl isomerase. NCBI's taxonomy places the organism in Eukaryota, Fungi, Ascomycota, Pichiomycetes, Serinales, Debaryomycetaceae. The transcript is spliced from 2 exons. The record is from RefSeq and is a predicted model, not a curated record. The coding region runs from base 1 to 561 and encodes 186 amino acids. Gene Ontology annotation, biological process: protein folding; protein peptidyl-prolyl isomerization. Gene Ontology annotation, molecular function: peptidyl-prolyl cis-trans isomerase activity.
AUGCUCAAAUCAACCAUUUCCACGUCAAUUAAACCAUCAAUUAGGUACUUUUCAUCAACUAGAGCUGUACUCGGUACAAAAGUGUUUUUUCAAACUUCAAUAAAUGGGGAAAAGCAACCACCAAUCAAAUUUGAAUUAUAUGAUGAUGUAGUUCCUAAAACUAGUGAGAACUUCAAGGCAUUAUGUACUGGUGAAAAGGGGUUUGGAUAUGCCGGAUCUAUUUUCCAUAGAGUUAUUCCAAACUUUAUGCUUCAAGGUGGUGAUUUCACCAACUUCAACGGAACCGUUAUUAGCUACGGUGCUAAAUUCAAUGAUGAAAACUUCAACAAAAAACAUGAUAGACCAGGUUUAUUAUCAAUGGCUAAUGCUGGUCCAAACACAAAUGGAUCACAAUUUUUCAUAACAACUGUACCAACCCCUUGGUUAGAUGGAGCUCAUGUUGUAUUUGGAGAAGUCAUUGAUGGAUACGAUACUGUUAAAAAAAUCGAGAGUUACGGAUCACAAUCUGGUAGAACUACUGCCAAAAUUAUCAUUGAUGAAUCUGGACUCGCCGAUGAAUAA